GCGCGCGAGCCGGAGGAGGAGUCUCGUGCAGCAGGAACAUGGCGAAGUGAUAGAAACAAACAGCAGCUGAGAAACACGUCUACAGGUGUCCUGCAGGUGAUUGACCAUGGGUAACGCCAGCAGUGAGAGAAGCGCUCCAGGCCAAGAGAAGGCCCACCGUAGGGAGAGCCGUGGAGCCAAAGAUGGAGCACGACCCAAAAUAUUAAUGGACAGCACUGAAGAUGCCGACAUCUUUCAGGCAGAUGAUGCCAAGGAGUUUCUGGCAUGGCAGCGUGAUCUUGAGACUGACUCUAAAGCCCCCCCAGAGGAGCGACCCACUGUGUUUCGGUGGACUGGCCCUGGCAAGGAUGUUUAUGUGUCUGGAUCAUUCAACAACUGGGCCAACAAAAUCCCGCUGUCCAAGAGUCACAAUAACUUUGUGGCGAUCGUUGACCUGCCGGAGGGAGAGCACCAGUAUAAGUUCCAUGUGGACGGACACUGGACUCUGGAUCCUAAGCAGCCUGUGGUGACCAGCAAGUCAGGUACAGUGAACAACAUCAUCCAGGUGAAGAAGACGGACUUUGAGGUGUUUGACGCCCUGAAGACGGACUCUGAGAAGUGUGCCGACAUGUCAGACUUGUCCGGUUCUCCUCCUGGACCGUACCAUCAGGAUCCGUACAGCACUAAAUCUGAGGAUCGGCUACGGUCGCCCCCGAUUCUCCCACCCCACCUGCUGCAGGUCCUGCUCAACAAAGACACCGGAGUCUCUUGUGAUCCAACUCUGCUCCCUGAACCCAACCAUGUGAUGCUGAACCACCUGUAUGCUCUCUCCAUCAAGGAUGGUGUGAUGGUUCUUAGUGCCACUCAUCGCUACAAAAAGAAAUACGUGACUACACUGCUGUAUAAACCCAUAUGAUCAGACACUAUAAGCUGGGAAAAGCUCAUCUGGAAUUUAUCAACACUAUUUAAACAAAAAGUAUUAUAAGAUUAUGAGACCAAAAAAAGCACUGAAAGCUGAUUGGAUAUCAUCACUGUCCUAUCAAAACCUUGACUCAAGCUGCCCUUUACAUUUGCAUUUAUAUUUUUCAUGACAUCCGGACCAACAGAAUAACAUUAAUAUGAAUUAACUUAGUUAACUUGCUAAAAUCCCAGGCUUUUUAAAUACUAAGGCUUAUUAUUCAGUAACUACAGGGACUUUAGUGCAAACUGACUGAGCUACUCAUAGAUCAUAGGAGUGUGUAAUGAAAUUCUGGGCCUGGACAUUUAAGGGGUUAAAUAAAGAGUGUUUUUCUCCUUUUCCUAUAAAAUGACCAAUAGUUUGUUAGGACAGUGAUGAUAAUCUGUUAUAGAUUAGACUGGGGUUAUAGUGUAGUCUGGGGUUCAAUCCCCGCCUGGGUAACCACCCUACACUAUACCAAUACGAGUCCUUGGGCAAGACUCCUAACACUGCCUUCGCCUACCUGUGUAAAAUGAUCCAAUUGGAUCUGCUCUGGA
This is a messenger RNA of Pygocentrus nattereri (red-bellied piranha), 1473 nucleotides long. It is a transcript of the gene prkab1b, whose product is annotated as protein kinase, AMP-activated, beta 1 non-catalytic subunit, b. The transcript has 8 exons. The record is from RefSeq and is a predicted model, not a curated record. Gene Ontology annotation, cellular component: nucleus; nucleotide-activated protein kinase complex; cytoplasm. Lineage: Eukaryota; Metazoa; Chordata; Actinopteri; Characiformes; Serrasalmidae. Bases 107 to 895 code for a protein of 262 amino acids. Gene Ontology annotation, molecular function: protein kinase binding. Gene Ontology annotation, biological process: signal transduction.